Seriola aureovittata is the source of this 1530-nucleotide messenger RNA. RefSeq names its product synaptonemal complex protein 3 (gene sycp3). Lineage: Eukaryota; Metazoa; Chordata; Actinopteri; Carangiformes; Carangidae. Gene Ontology annotation, biological process: spermatid development; meiotic cell cycle. The coding region runs from base 317 to 1063 and encodes 248 amino acids. The transcript has 8 exons. Gene Ontology annotation, cellular component: synaptonemal complex. The record is from RefSeq and is a predicted model, not a curated record.
CUGGCGGGAAUCGCAUCGUCUCUUGCUAGCUAGGUUAACUUUGGUCGGUUUAAUUUAUGUUGUAACCAACUAUUGGAGUCUAAUCUCUGUCAGAAAGUAAAGUUAGAAUAGAGAGAGCAGAGGUCCGUUUGAUUUUAAGAGUUGACUAAAACCGAGUUGUGUCAACUUGUUAAGGUUUUUUUUUUUCAAACCGUAGCUAGCUACAUUAGCAUCGCAAUCUAAGCUAACUUAGGCGGAUACUGUUAGCCGCCAUUAGCAGAGCUCUGUGUUAUCUACUAGGUGAGCAGUUUAAAUUUCACCAUACUUAACUAAAUAUAUGCCGGUAGCAAACCAGACAGGAAGAAUGGCAACUGGGAGAAAACAGAUGAAGAAGAAACAUCCAGAGGAAAAAUCGGAUAAAAAGGUCUUUGAUUUUAUUGUAGAAGAUGAAAAGAAAGAGCUGAGCGGUUCAGAGGAUGAAGUUAGAGAAGAUGAAACUCCAAUAGUGGACAAGCUGGCAAAGAAGAGACCUGCAGCUGAGUUUGAAGCAGGGGAGGCAACCUGCGCUGUUGGAAAUGAGGUCCAGUCUAUGUUGGAGAAAUUUGGAGCUGAUAUCAGCAAGGUGAUGCAGGCCAAGAAGAAACGUCUGGAGUGUCUCACAAAGAACUACAUGAAGGGAAGUCAACACAAACUGGAGCAGCUGUGGAACAACUAUCACAGCCAGAGGCAGAAGAUGACUCAGCAGUAUUCUCAGCAGGUGUCCACGGCGCUGCAGCAGUGGGAGACUGAAGCCCAGCGAGCUGAGGAGCAGGAGGAAAAGCUCAAUAAUCUGUUCAGACAGCAGCAGAAGAUCCUGCAGCAGGCCAGAGUCGUGCAGAACCAGAAGCUGAAGACUGUCAGAGAGCUGUACGAGCAGUUUGUCAAGAACAUGGAGGACAUGGAGAAGGGCCAUGAGGCUUUCCUGCAGGGGGCGCAACAAGAGCUGAGGAAAGAGAUGGCCACGCUGCAGAAGAAGAUCCUCAUGGACACGCAACAGCAGGAGAUGGCCACCGUCCGCAAGUCGCUACAGUCCAUGCUGUUCUGACCUGCCGUUACCACGGCGAUUGAGCUCGUUCAUACGUUAAGGCUGCAGUCUGUGCUGGUGGUUGUUAUAGCUGUAGGCCUGCAGGGUUGUCAUGGUUACGCACCUCCUGUAAACCUCAUUUAGUUCAUGUUCGUGCAGAGACUCGCUCCUUUGUUUUCUGGAAUAAAUAGUUUGUGAUUUCAGCAAUUUUUUAAAGUAAAGUUUCUGUGUGCGGUGACAGAGCAGCCUCUAGGGGGCGCUGUGUGAAGAUGUUCUGUCUCAGAGAGAGUUCAUAAACUCUCCAAGGUUCAGAGUUAAAUUAGAAACAUAAAUAUUUAGUGCAGAUGCUUUUUAUGAACUGAGACACUCAACCUGAGACAAACACGAUGAAAGUGACUGUUAAAAUUUCACUCUGCAGAAAUUACUGGAAAAUCAUCUUGAGCGUCUGUGAAUGAGCAAGAAAAUAAAUAAAGUUCUUUUUGUGCUGA